AUGGAAUGGGCUGACACAGAGGUCAACAGGGGGGGUUCGAAGAUAUUCGGAUGGCCUGCGUCCAAGGUGGAGACUGCGCUGCGCAAUUACCAGAAUGGCAGGACGAAUGCCAAACCGAUCUCGCGCUGGAGUUUGACGCUGAAGGACUUAUCUGGCUGGUUCCUCAAUGGCGUCCUCCGCCUGAUGAUUGGCACGCUCCACAUGCGCGGGGUGCUGUGGGUCGGGAAGUCCAGAGUUGGCAAGAGCAACGGUUCGAAGACGCUUGCUUGGGUUCAUUCGGCGUACAGCAUACAGAAGAAGGGCACCGCCGAUGAGAUCACUUUCCUGACGGUGAAGCAUAUGGAUUUCUUCAAGGGCGAGCCGACGACGGAGAUCCUCCCUGGCAUUUUCGACGACGGCCUGCUUCGGAAGGUAUCCGCUGAUGUGCUCAUGGCUUUCUUGAACCCCAAGGAAGAGGACGCUCUGCUGUGGGCUCGGUGGGGCGGCUGCGCUUUCGAGCAAGGGUCGUGCAGACAGGCCGUCGCGAACCCCUACGACCGCGACGCGGAGAAGGAUGUCAUGACAGAGGAGGACUUCAACGCCAUCCUCGCCAGGGCGCACGUCAUCGUGGUGACGGACCUCGGCGUGCAUUGGCGCGCGGCAUCCGCCAACCUGCAGGAUGGUGCAGAGUUCAUGCCGUGGCCCAACCCCAGGAGCCCCGACCUCUUCGUCAGCGAAGUGCGGGACGCGACGUCGCCAGCCAUCCGCCCGCUCCCCUCAGACUACGCCGAAAAGAUGGCUUGGUCGAUUGGGUACAUGAGCAAUGUGGUCGCGGGCCUUGACGUGCCCACUAUUGCGACUGUCCAUGUUGCUCCUAUCUUCGGCGAUGGCCCUGCGCGCGUUGUCUCCGCUGUCGGCAACGUUUCAGGGUUCGUUACAGGCGCGGCCAGCGCUCCGCCAGCCGCCGCGGUCGCUGCGGCGUUUUCCCAGCCGCCCGCCGAGUUGCCCCAGGAGGAGGACGCGUUCGGCUUCGGCGGCGGAAUGGACGAACCGCCAGAAGACAGCUUGCGCGCCGCCAGCUCCGCGCAGCCCAACAUCGUUGGGCGUUGCGGCGAGCUCACCAAGGAGGACCAGGACGAGCAGCUCGCGAUUUUCAAGAGCCUCGCCAAGGCGCACCACGGUGCGUUCGAGGACUUGUCCUCGCCUCCGCCAGCGAAGAGGGCGAGGGGGCUCAUGUUGGGCUGCGGCGGUCCGUUGUCACCCGUGGAUGCCGAUGAGCAGAGGGCGAUCUUCGCUUCCAUUGCCGCCUCGGCCCACGGUGAAACGAUCGACGUCGAGGAUGACGACGGUCUGUCGGCAGAGCUCGCGCGCGUGAUUGACGAGGGGGGGCCGCCCUCUGAGUCGGCGACGGCGCGCCGCAGCGAGGCUGACUGA
Messenger RNA from Prorocentrum cordatum, 1413 nucleotides. Lineage: Eukaryota; Dinophyceae; Prorocentrales; Prorocentraceae. The record is from the annotation of a GenBank genome assembly.